UUUGUUAAAAAAAAAAAAAAACGCAAACAUUGUUUUGAUCCAUUUUAUCACCGAAAACAAAAUCAUCCUCAAAACCCUAAAAGCUUCAGAUCUUUCUUAGGGUUUUCUCGUUUUUGUUCUCAAUUUCUGAAAUUUUUAAUUUUUAUGGACGAGUGUUGUAUCCUGCGAAGAAGCUGAUCCCUUUUUCUCGCCGCCUCAUGGAUUCUGACUCGCCGAGAGCUUCUCUUGAGUCGUUUAAGGAUGAUGAUUCUGAAUGUGCUCAUGUUUCCAACGAACCUAAUCUCGAGGAAACGUGCGGUGGUGGUUCGUCUGUUGGUGGUGAAGGAGUUAGGGAUGUGAAUUCGUCCGCCGCUGCGUCGGAGCUCGUGCCUCCGGAGCCGGUCUCGGCGGAUGAGAAUGGAGAAGGUGCGGGUUUGAAUUCCGUACCUGAGAUCGGUGAUGUGGUUGAAGGGGGAGCUCCUGUUGAUGUCGUUGUUUCCUCGGAGCUGUCUCCAGUGGUAGGUAGAGGAGGAGGAGAAGAUGCAGCUUUUGAUGUUCAGGAGAGGGAUUCGGUUGGUGGUGAAGCUACGGCGGUGGAACCUUCUUCGGUGGUUGGGGAAGGAGGAGAAGAGGAAGGUACGGCUUCAAUCGUCAGAAAAGGGGAUUUUUCGGUUGAAGGCAGUGAUUCAAAAGCUAAUUUGUCAGGAGAUAGACCUGAGGAAAACAAAGAAGUUUCCAUGGAAGAAGAACAUCCAUCACAUGACCUUUCAGGUUAUGAGGUAAACGGAGUUGAUUCUCUGAAUGCUGAGGUAAAGAGAGAGGAAGGUGAACAGGUAGUUUGUGGAGGCGUUGCUGGUGAGGAGAGUAGUCAGGCGAUAGAGAGUGAGUUAGGGGAGAAUACAGAGUCCGAAAAGGAAAAGGUAGAUUUGAUGGAGGAGGAAACUGCAGCGCAAGCUGCCUCCUUGGUUAAUGACAUAGAAAUUCCUGAUGAUAAAGAGGUAGCUUGCGAAAAUGAAUUUGUAGAGGAAGAGCCAGUGAAAGAGGAGUUACAAAUAGGGGAAGGAGCUAAGGAUCUGACAGAUGGGGAUGCAAAAGAAGGUGUGGAUGGCAUAGAAGAUGCAAUGGACAUACAGGUAUUGAAGAAAUCAGAGGAGGAAGAAAAGCUUGAUGGUGCUGCUGUAUCGGAUAUUGAAACUAAGCCCCAAGAGAUGGAUGAUGUGGCUACGGUGGUGUCUGAAAAAACUGCGGUUCCAGUGGAUAUAUCAUCAGCUGUUGUUACUCAGUUUGCUGGGGAAACAAGUAAUGAUAAGGAAAUUAUAAAGAAUGAUGUCAAAGAAGAUGCUGAGAACGAUUCAGAAGCUGGUAAGUCACUGGACAUACAUGUACCAGAGGCUGCAGAAGAAGUAGAAACAGAUGUUAAGUAUGGUGAUGGGAUAGAGAAAGAAGGCGAUGGGUUAGGUGGUGAGGGAAAAGCAGGUCAGACAGUUGAUUUGGACGAAUCUCGAGAAGAAAACCAAGAACUAUCUCACGAAGUGGCUAAAGUAGAUGAAACGAAGAUUUCUGAAGUGUCAGAAGAAGCAGAGCCAAUGAUUGGAGAUGCGGAUAAGGAGAAAGAUGACGACAUGACUGAUUUGGCAGAGGAUAUGGAAACCCAUGGAGACUCCUCAGUAGCUGAUAUUGAGCAGGGAAGGGAAGAUCAUGAAGAUAUGGGACUUACAGAGAUGACAGAGACACAGGAGGAGACUGCUAUGGGUAAAGUAGACGGAACAAAUAUUGCUGAAGUGUCAGAAGAAACAGAGACAAGGAUUGAAGAUAGGGGUCAGGGGAAAGAUGAUGUGAUGACUGAUGUGGCGGAGGAUGUGGUAACACAUGGAGACUCCUCACUAGCUGAUAUUGAAGAGGGGAAGAAAAAUCAUGAAGAUAUUACAGAUACACUGGAGGAAAGUGUUACGGCUGAGAUGGGUGAUGAAGAUCCUGAGGAUGUUGAUGAAGAAACUAAGAGUGCUGGAGGAAAGAGGAAGCGGGGGAGAAAUACAAAGACAGUAAAAGGGACGGGAAAGAAGAAAGAAGAAGAUGUUUGUUUCAUGUGCUUUGAUGGGGGUGAUCUUGUCCUUUGUGACCGCAGGGGAUGCCCAAAAGCUUACCACCCAUCCUGUGUAGAUCGAGAUGAGGCUUUCUUCCAGUCAAAGGGUAAAUGGAACUGUGGAUGGCACCUGUGUAGCAAAUGUGAGAAAGCUGCAACCUACUUGUGUUAUACAUGCAUGUUUUCAUUAUGCAAGGGCUGCGCCAAGGAUGCUGUCUUCUUUUGCAUCAGAGGUAAUAAGGGUUUGUGUGAGACAUGCAUGGAGACAGUCAAGUUGAUAGAAAGAAAAGAGCAAGAAAAGGAGCCGGCGCAGUUGGAUUUUGAUGACAAGACCAGCUGGGAAUAUCUCUUUAAGGAUUACUGGAUUGAUUUGAAAACCCAGUUAUCUUUAAGUCCAGAGGAGCUUGAUCAGGCUAAGAGCCCACGAAAGGGACAGGAGUCCAAUGCUAGCAAACAGGGAACAGCCAGCGAGACUGACUAUGUUACAGAUGGAGGAUCAGAUUCAGAUAGUUCUCCAAAAAAGAGGAAGACCAGGAGUCGAUCAAAGUCUGGUUCACCAGCCAAUAAGAAUUUUUCAGGUGAAACUACGGAGUGGGCUUCCAAGGAACUUUUGGAUGUGGUCGUGCAUAUGAGACGUGGUGACAGAUCUUUCGUACCUGAGUCAGACGUACAGAAUCUCCUGCUGGCCUAUAUAAAAAGAUACAAUCUUCGUGAUCCCCGUCGUAAGAGCCAGGUUAUCUGUGACUCCAGGCUUCAAAAUUUGUUCGGAAAAUCACAUGUUGGGCACUUUGAGAUGUUAAAUCUCCUUGAUUCUCAUUUGCUUAAAAAAGAGCAAAAUCAGUCGGAUGAUAUUCAAAGUGACAUUGCUGAUACAGAAGAGCCCAAUCAUGUGGAUGUUGAUGAAAACUCUGACCAUCCAAUGAAAAGUGGGAAGGAUAAGAAACGUAAAACACGCAAAAAAAGUGUCAGGAAAGGACGUCAAUCUAAUCUUGAUGAUUUUGCUGCUGUUGAUUUGCACAACAUUAAUUUGAUAUACUUAAGGCGGAGCUUGGUGGAAGAUCUACUUGAAGAUUCUGCAGCCUUUGAAGAAAAAGUUGCUAGUGCAUUUGUUAGGUUAAGGAUAUCUGGAAAUCAAAAGCAAGAUAUAUAUCGACUGGUUCAAGUUGUUGGCACAAGCAAAGCUCCUGAACCAUAUAAAGUUGGGAAAAAAACAACAGACUUUGUUCUUGAGAUACUGAACUUGGACAAAACUGAAGUGGUAUCCAUUGACAUUAUAUCAAAUCAAGAUUUUACUGAGGAUGAAUGUAAACGUCUAAAGCAGAGCAUAAAAUGUGGAUUAAUCAACAGGCUGACAGUGGGUGGUAUACAAGAGAAGGCCAUUGCACUGCAGGAAGUGAGAGUCAAAAACUUGCUGGAAGCAGAGAUCCUACGUUUCAGCCAUUUGCGUGAUCGUGCUAGUGACAUGGGCCGCAGAAAAGAGCUACGAGAGUGCGUGGAGAAACUGCAACUGUUAAAAUCUCCAGAGGAACGGCAGCGGAGGCUAGAAGAAAUUCCAGAAAUACAUGCUGAUCCCAAAAUGGAUCCGGAUUGUGAAUCAGAAGAUGAAGAUGAAAAAGAAGAAAUGGAAAAAGAGAAACAACUGAGGCCGCGAAGCAGUAGCUUUAACAGAAGAGGAAGGGAUCCAAUAUCUCCACGAAAGGGAGGAUUUAGUUCCAAUGAAUCAUGGACUGGCACAAGUAAAUACUCAAAAACAAGUGCAAAUCGUGAAUUAAGCAGAAGUUAUUCGGGUAGGGGUUCUAAUGGUAGAGGGGAUUAUCUUGGUAGUUCUGACGACAUGGUUAGUGAAAAUAUGUGGCCAUCAGCUAGAGAAAGAGAAGUGCAACCAUCUUUAGGCUCUGAGAAGCCAAGAUCUGUUACAAUUCCUGAAACUACUCCUAGAAGUUCUCGUGCUGUUGCGCCACCGGAAUUAUCUCCUAGGAUUGCGCCUGAAAUUCCCACGGCGCCCCCUGCUGUUGUUCAGCAACCUGUUCCCAAGUCAAAUGAGUCAGAGAAAAUAUGGCAUUACAAGGACCCUUCUGGUAAAGUUCAAGGACCUUUUUCGAUGGCGCAGCUCCGUAAAUGGAACAACACUGGGUACUUCCCUGCUAAGUUGGAAAUCUGGAAAGCGAAAGAGUCACCGUUGGACUCUAUUCUCCUGACUGAUGCAUUAGCUGGAUUAUUUCAGAAGCAAACCCAGGCGGUGAAUAAUAGCUAUACGAAUACUCAGGUAGCAGCUUAUUCUGGUCAAUCAAGCCAAUCUGAUUCCAAUUUAGGUUCUACUGCUAGGACUGCUCCAACCAUUGAGAUUCCUAGGAAUUCCCAAGAUACUUGGAGUCAAGGUGGUAGUCUUCCAUCCCCUACUCCAAAUCAAAUCACUACUCCAACAGCAAAAAGGCGAAAUUUUGAGAGCAGAUGGUCUCCAACCAAGCAUUCUCCGCCGUCACCUAAUCAGUUGAUGAAUUAUGCAGUAGCACAAUCUGGACAGAGUCAAGCAUCUAGGAUAGAUGGCCCUGUGGUUGUACAUUCUGCUGGUGCUCUACAACCUCAAACGUACCCUAUUCCAACAUCAGACUCGAUUAACGCUUCUGUUAUUCACCCUGCGACUCUUCCAUCUCCAACACCAACAGGUGGAAAGCAAAGCUGGGGGAGCAUGCAGACAGAUCAUAGAGGAAGUGAUGCUCUCUCUUCUCAGAAUAGCUCUACGUCUUAUGGCACCACAAAUCCUAGUGUUCUCCCGUCACAGAGUCAACCAGGCUUUCCUCCAUCUGAUUCUUGGAAGGUUGCAGCUCCAAGCCAGCCGAAUCCACAAGCUCAAACUCACUGGGGUAUGAACAUGGUGAACAACCAAAACUCAGGACAACUUCAGGCUCCAGCAAACCAGAACAGCAGCUGGGGUCAAGGGACCGUAAAUCCAAACAUGGGAUGGGUUGGUCCUGCUCAAGCUGGAGGGAAUGUAAACUGGGCUGGAUCUUCUGUUCCCUCGACUGGUCAGGGAAUCCCUAAUUCUGGCUGGGGCGGGCCUGUCCAAGGACAACCACAAGCUUAUCCAAACCCAGGGUGGGGUGUUACAGCUGUCCCUCAAGCUCAAGCUCAAUCACAAGCUCAAGUUCAAGCACCAGUGAGUACCACGGGCGCGGGAUGGAUUCAACCAGGUCAAGGGAUGCAGUCUGGGAACAACAAUCAAAAUUGGGGAACACAACAUCAGAUGGCGAUCCCAAGCGGUGGGUCAGGAGGGAACCAAGCCGGUUACUGGGGAAACCAACAGAACCAGAAUGGAGAUUCUGGGUAUGGUUGGAACAGGCAGUCAAGUGGAAGUGGUGGGCAGAACAACAACUUCAAGGGGCAAAGAGUGUGCAAGUUCUUCCGUGAAAAUGGACAUUGUAGGAAAGGAGCAUCCUGCAAUUACCUCCACAACUAAAAGAAAAAAAGCUUCUCUCUCUCUGCUUUUGAAUGAUGUCUACAAGACUACAUCCUUCAAAAAAAAAAAGCAGCUUUUAGGCGCUUUUAGUUUUUUUUUUAUUCACUUCAGUCUUUUGUUGGGAGCCUUUCACUCAGAAGUAGCUAACAUGUUUUUCUUUAUUUUUGGGGGUUUAGGGCUUAGUAGUAUUUAAAUAUUUGUGAUAGUGAAUGAUGAUGAUAGUUUAUAUCCUCUUGCAUAUAAUAUUUGCUAGGCCAAACAAUAUGAUGUCUAUACUCGAAGUCUCUUUCUUUCAAGCAGAGCUUCUGUCCGAGACAA
Molecule: messenger RNA, 5837 nt
Organism: Camelina sativa (false flax)
Lineage: Eukaryota; Viridiplantae; Streptophyta; Magnoliopsida; Brassicales; Brassicaceae
Source: RefSeq, a predicted model, not a curated record